Apiotrichum porosum is the source of this 1440-nucleotide messenger RNA. It is a transcript of the gene CDA2, whose product is annotated as chitin deacetylase. The record is from RefSeq and is a predicted model, not a curated record. Gene Ontology annotation, molecular function: chitin deacetylase activity. NCBI's taxonomy places the organism in Eukaryota, Fungi, Basidiomycota, Tremellomycetes, Trichosporonales, Trichosporonaceae. Gene Ontology annotation, cellular component: membrane. The transcript is spliced from 2 exons. Bases 1 to 1440 code for a protein of 479 amino acids. Gene Ontology annotation, biological process: carbohydrate metabolic process.
AUGGCCGCCCUCACCUCUUCCCUCAUCCUCGCCGCCCUCCUCACCGGCGUCAACGCCCAGGAGUCGGCCGCCAGUGUUGCCAGCACCGUUGCUGCCGCAGGAACAACCGCCGCUGCUGUCACAACGACGGCCGCUGCCGCCGCCGCCACGCUGUCGCUGUCGAUCAACUCGAACCUCCCCCAGACCGCUCCCACUGGUCCCAGCGGCUUUGUCAUCCCCUCGCUGUCGGCCAUUGUCUCUAAUGCGGUCUCUGACUCGACGAUUGGUCUGGACACGACCUACUCGGCCGGUGCUCAGCCCACGGGUGUGUCGCGUGCUCCCGCAAUCCCUACCGCCAUCUCGUCGGCAAACUACCCGGCCCUCGAUGUGACCCCCAGCGUCAACUCGACCGAGGUCCAGGCGUGGAUCAAGGCGAUCGACUGGAGCGCCGUGCCCACCUACUCGCAGACCACGGGCGAGUGUGCGGGAUCCCCGUCUGCCCAGACCGACGGCCGCUGUUGGUGGACUUGCGGCGGCUGCACUCGCGAGACCGACAUCAGCGAGUGCCCCGACAAGCUCACUUGGGGUCUCUCGUACGACGACGGACCUUCGCCCUACACCCCUCUCCUCCUCGACUACCUGAACGAAAAGGACCUUACUGCCACCUUCUUUGUUGUUGGCUCGCGUGUCGUCUCGCGCCCCGAAAUGAUCAUCUCCGAGUACAUGGCCGGCCACCAGAUCUCGAUCCACACCUGGGCUCACCCUGCUCUUACCACUCUUACCAACGAGCAGAUUGUUGCCGAGCUCGGCUGGACCAAGAAGGCCAUCUACGACGUCAUUGGUGUGACCCCCAACACCUUCCGUCCCCCUUACGGUGACAUUGACGACCGUGUCCGUGCCAUUGCCGCUCAGAUGGGUCUGACCCCUAUCAUGUGGACCAGGUCCUCGGGCACCACCUUUGACACCACCGACUGGAACAUUCCCGGUGGCCUCGCUACCGGCGAGUCGGCCCUGUCCAAGUUUGAGACCAUCCUCGAGACGUACGUCCCCAAGCUCGACACUGGCUUCAUCGUCCUCGAGCACGACCUGUACCAGCAGACCGUCGACCUCGCCGUCGGCUACUUCCUGCCCCUCGCCGAGUCGCGCGGCUACAAGAUGGAGUCGAUCAUCGACUGUCUCGGCCUCCCCCAGGCCGAGGCCUACAUUGAGACCUCGUCCAACACCACCACCACCCUCAUCACCUCGGACCCCGCCGGCUCGACCUUCUUCCAGCCCGUCGUCGGCACCCAGACCGGUGAGGCCGUCGUCGCCUCGACCGGCACCCUCGCCGGCUCGGGCGGCUCUGCCGGAGCCUCGGCCACGGCGUCGACCACCGCCGGCACCAAGAGCUCGGGUAUCGCCCGCAGCGUCUCGGUCGCCGCCCUCGUCGGCGCCGUUCUCGGUGCCAUUGCUCUUGCCUAA